Molecule: messenger RNA, 7132 nt
Organism: Formica exsecta
Lineage: Eukaryota; Metazoa; Arthropoda; Insecta; Hymenoptera; Formicidae
Product: otoferlin-like
Exons: 26
Coding region: 1175-7132 (1985 amino acids)
Biological process (GO): plasma membrane organization
Cellular component (GO): membrane
Source: RefSeq, a predicted model, not a curated record
AUAUACGUUACGUUUAUUAUGUAAUUAAAUAUUGUGUAUUAGUAAAUAAUUAUAUACAUUUUAAGUUCAUAUAAUAUUUCAACAAUACAUAAAAUAAAGCGAUACAGGACAAAUCUCUCAUUCUAUAUUCUAUAUUCUAAAUUUCUGUUUUUCUGGAAAAUAAAUACAUUAAACUUGAAGCUUAACUUUUCAAAUUUUUAUUUUAUCUUGUAUUUUUUGUAGCAUAUAAUGUAAAUAUUUAAAAUCGUAAAAGCGUUUAAAAAGUAUCUUACAUUUUGAAAACAUUUUCUCGGAGACUCUUCUCUUCUUUUUUGGAUAUUUUAAAUUUAAAUACUCUUCAAUCUUUAAACCCAUUUUGGAUUUAUAAUGUUAAGUUAUAUAUGUUUAUAGAUACCUCUACUUCUCUAGGAUACUGAAAAAUCUUUCUCUGUAUUUUUUAUUAUUCAUUCUUAACCAGCGCGUUUCAUUUAAUAAUCUAUUCGCUUGUUGCUCUAUUCUUCCCGGUUCCUAAGCAUUUCGUAUCAAGUCCGCGUGAUUAAUUCACACGAACGAGACAAGUGCAAGAAGUGUAUGUACGUCAUUCAUUAAUGACGUUUGGUGCUCCGUGUAAUAUGUAAAGCCGUGCCCGUUCCAGCGGGGAUGGCGGUAGUGAUGAACACCGACUACGCCAACCACCACGCACCGUUGGGGGCGCGUGCGCCGAUUGUACCCCGAUGAACACUCGCGAGGGUUGUUUAAAGUGCGAACUCGCUAAGGACACAGUAGUCGACGGGUCAGCCUCCAAGGGGCACGAUCGCGCUUAUCAACGUGACCGCAACCGCGUCGCGCUCCUUCGUCGACAAGUGACUGAAACGUGACGCGUCUCAGACCUCGCGGUUCAGGACCGCUCCUUCUCCACCUUGACCCCUGGUUGGUCGCCUCAAGCGUUUCACCUGGUUCGAUAUUGCACGUAGCAACGAAUGGAUUUCUUAUUAUAUCGAGCCCUUGUAUCCCGUGGCUCAUCUCCGCGAUUUGAACAGCAUCUGCGAAAAUGAAUGGCGCGAAAACAUUUGCGAUGAAUGGAGUUAUAACCGAUAUCAUCAGUCACGCAAGAUUGAUCAUCGAGAAUUAGACGAGAGGAUUCGGUUCCUGUAUUCAAUAAUUCCUGUAAUCGCGUCUCAGCAGAGGUGCAAGGAUGUCGCUCGUCGUUAUCCUGAAAAAUUUUCAAGGUCUUAAGUGCAAAGGCGAGAAGGUCGCGAGAAUCGACUUUCGAGAGGUAUCGCAUUAUUCAACGAAUCUUGAAGACAAUGAGGAUGUUAUUGAGGUGGAACAGAGCUUCACGUGGAAUUUAGGAGGACCAGUGGAUGAAACGGAAGUACUGCAAUUGGCAGUCGUGUCUCGGGGAGUCUUGAGAAACGAAAAAGUCGUAGCGAGGUACGGAUUGAUAUUGCAAACCGUGGUGCGCGAAGGAAGGAUCCUGAUCUCGGAUUCUCUAGUUGACCUCAAUAACAAACCGCUUCCGGCAAUGGUGUGCUUCGAAAUUCGAUACAAUCCCCCGGAUGGAAGUUGCAGCUCGUACGCGGUCUCGGAAAUAAUGGAAGAUGAGCAGCAGAUGUUAAUCGAUAUCGAGCAGAAUAUCGCGAACCUCGAGAGAAGUCUCGAGCAGGCCGACAGCAGCACGACCAGCGGGAAAAGACGGGGCUCCUGGCAUACCCCUGAGAAAUCAAAGAGGGGCUUCUUACCAAGGGGCAUUUCUAUGUCGACCGGCGAGAAGUCAACUGACACCCGGAAGCGAAGCACUUUGAAGAGCAUGCGAUCCUUGCUGAAAUUGGGAAAGCAGAGACCACCACGUGCUCGGUCCUGCGACAAUAACUCGGAAACCAGAGAACUCCUCGACAGGCAGGAUUCCAGCUGCCCAACUUCAAACGAACCUUCACGUACGAAUUCCAUGACAUCUCUUGAAACGAAUACGUCCGAUAACGACAGUCAACUGAAUGCCAAACCUGAGCAAGAAGAGACGGCUGUAAAACCGGCCAAGAGAUCGAAACCUAAGGCGAGUGACACCUGGCAAAGUGCAUUAAAAGCCCAGGAUUAUCAAGUAUGCGUUACGAUCAUCGAAGCGAGGCAACUCGCCGGUCUCAACAUGGAUCCGGUGGUCUGUGUACAAGUCGGAGAUCAGCGCAAAUACACGAGCGUCAAGGAAUCCACGAAUUGCCCAUAUUAUAAUGAAUAUUUCGUCUUCGAUUUUCACAUGCCGCCCGUUAUGCUCUUCGACAAAAUUAUCACGCUAUCGGUGCAGCAAUCGCGGAAUCUCUUGCGCGCUAAUCUAACGCUGGGCAUCUUUAAAUUAGACAUCGCGACGGUAUGGGCACAACCAGAUCAUCAGUUUUACCACAAAUGGGCUUUGCUCACCGAUCCAGAUGACAUUACUGGUGGCCCCAAAGGCUACCUUAAAUGCGACAUAAGUGUCAUCGGCAAAGGUGAUACCGUAAAAAUACCUCCGAAAAGCGAGAAAGACGAGGACGACAUUGAGGGCAAUCUCUUAUUGCCCGAUGGUGUGCCGAUCGAGAGACAACGUGCGAGAUUUAUAGUGAAGAUUUACAGAGCUGAUGGCUUACCGAAAAUGAACAGCAGUAUUAUGGCGAACGUGAAGAAGGCUUUCACGGGAGAAGUGAAAGAUCUGGUGGACCCAUACGUUCAAGUGUCUUUUGCUGGGCUUAGCGGGAAAACAAGCGUGAAGAGGAAUAGUUAUGCUCCGGUAUGGAACGAGCAGAUAGUUUUCACCGAGAUGUUUCCUCCUCUUUGUCAGAGGAUAAAGAUACAAUUAUGCGAUAACGACCCAGUGCACGCCACUGUCAUCGGUACACACUUCGUUGACCUAAAACAGAUCAGCAACGAUGGUGAGAAAGGUUUCUUGCCAACCUUCGGUCCAGCGUUUAUUCAUCUUUAUGGCAGCAUCAGAGAUUACAGUCUCAUAGACGAGCAUUCAACAUUGAACACCGGCUUGGGCGAAGGAAUCUCAUAUAGAGCAAGGCUAUUGAUAGCAAUACGAACCGAGAUUACCGAUAAUGUGGAAAUGGCACCGUCGGAAGUCGAGAUGGAACCAACGGUACCGGUCAAUGAAACGGCAUACGCGAGAAACGAGGAGUUCUUCCUGUUUGCCACGAUCAUGGAUGCCACAAUGAUCGAUAAGAAACUAGGCGACAAGCCAAUGUACUUUGAAAUAUCGAUCGGGAAUGCGGGCAACGCUCUGGACGGUCACAAUGAAAGUUUCAAGAUGUAUGAUGCAGGAUCGAGGGGUGGAACGAGCGGGGAGGAGAACGAUCUACAGGAAGUGCUCACUGGAUCCUGGCAGAGUACCACACCGGCUAAUAAACCGAUGACGCAUGAUAAGAUUUAUUAUUUUCUACCGUACUGGGAUGACAAGCCGUGUCUUCACGUGAGAAGCACAUGGCCGGAUUACAGACGCAGAAUGUAUAACAGCAAUAUCAUCGGCAAGAUUAUCGAUAAAAUGGAGGAAGGAUUGUCGGAGGUGCAGUUGCACUUAGAGGACUCAACGUGCGAGAAGCUUCUAAAGAGUACCCUUGAAGAGCUGAGCGCCAACUGUAACCGAUAUGUCAGUAUUAGCAAGUCUAGCGUAACCGGUCCAGGCGUCGGGAAGACGAAGUUGGAUAAAGAGCGAGCGAAAUUGUGUCAGCGGGAGCUAGAAAAUAUCGGGAUCAUGUCGCGCAACCUCAAGGCGCUUGUGACAAAAAGUAGCUUCAAGGAGAGAUUGAAGACAGCUCAAAGCUAUCUGCAGAAAUUAAAGUUCCUCGUCGAGGAUCCGCAAGAUUCUCUGCCGGACGUUUUCAUCUGGGUAAUCAGUUCCGGUAGACGAGUCGCAUAUCAGAGGAUAUCAUGUCGUGAACUCAUCUAUUCGGUGGUCGAUGAGGAAUGCGGUCGACAUUGUGGGAAAGUGCAGACUAUGUUCCUCAAGCUUCCAGGUAAAAAGAGGUUCGGACCGUCGGGAUGGGCGAUUCAGACGAAAUUACAGAUCUACAUGUGGUUGGGAAUACUGAAGCACAAAAAGUACUUUAUCCAGAAUUUGCCGAAGGGAUACGAGUUCAGUCACGAACUGAAGAACGUGGAUAAACCGCGCGCUUUGCCGCCCAUUAUGCUUCACUAUGUUCAGAAACAUAAAUUUCAAUUGAGGGCCCACAUGUACCAAGCAAGAUCACUGAUCGGCAGCGACGCGUCCGGUCUUUCCGAUCCAUUCGCGAGGGUGAUCUGCGGUGAAUUUUGCAAGUGUACCCAGGUGAUCGACGAGACCCUCAGCCCGACGUGGGACGAGCUGCUACUGUUUGAUGACAUUUUAAUCUACGGCACCGCCGAGGAAAUCAAGAAAGACCCACCGUCCAUCGUCAUCGAGCUGUUUGAUCAGGAUAAAGUGAGUCAUAUUGUAGCUAUGGACAUAACACUGUAUGAGGGCUCUGCUUCAACAGGAAAAUCGGAAUAUAUUGGACGAGCGAUUGCCCGACCUCACGUCAAACUCGCCUCUGAGCCCUACACUCCUCCGCAAUAUCCGCCAUCGUUGGAAUGGUAUGACGUCACUAGAGGUACCUCGAGGGCUGGUGAACUUUUGGCGGUCUUCGAAUUGUUGGAAUAUCCCUCUACCAAAGAUUAUGGCUUUCCUACUCUGCCUGAUGCCAAAGAUCCCAGUUGCGGCUCUCAGAUUCCAGGUUCCGGUCAGGAUCAAGGCCCGAUUCUUCCGGUGCCCGUAGGAAUCCGACCUACUUUGGCGAAAUAUCGAAUCGAAGUGCUUUUCUGGGGUUUGCGAGAUUUGAAAAGAAUUCAUCUUUUGACCGUCGAUAAACCGCGUGUGGACGUCGAAUGUGCCGGACACAUUCUCUACUCGUCUGUCAUAGCAAAUGCGAAGAAAAACCCAAAUUUCAACACGCCGAUUAAAUUUCUGGAAUUGGAACUUCCCGAGCAAGAACUUUAUCGACCGCCAUUGACCAUAAGAGCGGUGGAUUGCCGGAGUUUCGGCAGAUAUACCCUCGUCGGUACUCACACCAUCAAUUCGAUUCACAAAUAUAUGUACUAUCCUUUGACCAAAAGGGCAAAGGAUGCUCAGGAGAGAAAAAAGAGCUUGUAUCAACUACAAUAUACAGCUCUUGAUUCAUCUAAAUCAAGAUAUCAACAAACAUCGUUGCCUGAUUCAUUGACCGACUUGGAAUCUAAUAACGGUGAUACCAUUAUUACUCUGGGAUUCGAUAUAGGAUGUGGUUCUACAAAGAAGGACAAAACGGAGCAAAACAUACGUAGGAAGCAGAGCUUAGCCAAUGACAACAGCAUAGGUGAUUUAGGUGCGUUAGAGGACGAAGAUGGCUGUCAAGACUGGUGGACGAAAUACUUUGCGUCCGUGGAAACGAUGAUCGAAGAGAACAAAGAACUGCGUAAGGAGAAAUCCAUAUUCCAAAGCCAACCAAACGGAACGUUACCGAUGCUCCUGGACGAAACUGUCGCGCAAAGCCAGUUAGUUGCUUCGGGCGAGAAGAAUUCCGGAAUUACCCAUACGAAAAAAUUGUUCGGCUUGAAAUCACCGACGAACGCAACAAGAUUCUCGAAGCUCAGCCCGAAGCACACCCAAUACAAUACCAAAAAGACCGCUCUCCUCAAGAUUUAUCCCGGAGAGCUGGAAACUCAGCUUGAAUUUGAGCAGUUCAAGGAAUGGUUGCAUACAUUUGAGCUAUACCGCGGGAAGAAAACCGGCGACGAGACCGAAGACGAAUCAAGAAUUGUCGGCAGCUUCAAGGGUGCACUGAAGGUCUAUAAAUGGCCGCUACCCAAGGAUCUGGUGAAUCACACCGUGAUGGGUUUCGAUCCGCAGUACGGAUUCUUUCAGGGUGUCCCGUCUAACGAGCCUAUUCACGUCCUGGUACGGGUUUACAUCGUCAAAGCUAACGAUCUUCAUCCUUGCGAUCUGAACGGAAAGGCGGAUCCCUACGUGGUCUUACAACUGGGAGGCAAGAGAAUCAGCGACAAGGAGAAUUAUGUAUCGAAACAACUAAAUCCUGUUUUUGGAAAGUGCUUUGAGAUCGAGGCAACGUUUCCACAGGACUCCCUGCUCACCGUGCAAGUCCUAGAUUGGGACCUGGUUGGAACAGACGAUAUGAUCGGGGAGACCAAGAUUGAUCUAGAAAAUCGCUUCUAUAGCAGACAUCGCGCUACGUGCGGACUCGCGAAGAAAUACGACGAGACGGGAUAUAAUAAAUGGAGAGACGCAAUGAAGCCGACUCAGAUACUUUUGAAAUUAUGCAAAGAUGGCAAAAUCGAUGGACCAGUAUAUUCUCACGGACGCGUUACAAUCGGGAGAAAAACAUUUUCCCUUUCAAAUGAGGAGAUGGAAUAUUACGUGCAUACGAAGGGAAUGGAAGAACAUCUUGCCUUAGCAGUUCUCCAUCAAUGGAGCAGCUUUCCGCGAAUAGGUUGCGCUCUGGUACCCGAGCACGUGGAAACCCGACCGCUCUAUAAUCCGGAAAAGCCCGGAAUUGAACAGGGAAAAUUGGAAAUGUGGGUGGACAUGUUUCCAAUGGAUAUGCCUUCACCUGGAUCAUCUAUCGAUAUUUCACCUAGAAAGCCCAAGAGUUAUGAAUUGAGAAUUAUAAUAUGGAAUACGGAUGACGUCGUCUUGGAGGACGACGCCUUCUUUACUGGCGAGAAGAUGAGCGAUAUUUAUGUAAAGGGCUGGUUAAAAGGACCGGAAGAUUGCCAAUCCACCGAUAUUCAUUACCGAUCAUUGACCGGCGAAGGAAACUUCAAUUGGCGCUUCAUAUUUCCAUUUGAUUAUCUGGUAGCGGAAGAAAAGAUCGUUAUUAAUCGUAAAGAAAGCCUGUUUAGUUGGGACGAAACCGAGUGCAAGAUACCAGCGCGCCUAGAAUUGCAGGUCUGGGAUGCAGAUCACUUUUCUGCAGAUGAUUUUCUAGGUGCUAUAACUCUCGAUCUCAAUCGGUUUCCCCGAGGAGCAAAGAACAGUAAGCUUUGCUCGUUGAGUAUGCUGAAGACGGACGGCUCUGUGCCAACGGUCAACAUCUUCAAGCAGAAACGUAUAAAAGGCUGGUGGCCGUUUUAUGUAAAAAAAGAAAACGAGGAUAUGGAACUAACAGUAAGUUGA